Molecule: messenger RNA, 6192 nt
Organism: Spirodela intermedia
Lineage: Eukaryota; Viridiplantae; Streptophyta; Magnoliopsida; Alismatales; Araceae
Source: the annotation of a GenBank genome assembly
AUGAUUCCCCAACGUGUGCCUUCAUCAAUGCGAAGAUCUGUGUGACAGACGGGUGGGUGAGGAGUGGGGUUUAGGGUUUUACAUUGACUCGAGGAGAGCGGUGAGGCUCAGGCGGCACCGACGCCAUGAAUGCUCGGUGCGACAGAAGGAAGGUGUCAUGAAGACUUAUCAUCCUUCGUGUCUGCUCCGUACAUUUGAUAAGCAUUUUAAUAAAUAGCGAAGCUCGGUGGAAUGAAAUAAACCAGAGAUGAGUCAUUAACGAUCCUGUCGGAGCUCACUAUUAGUCGACGACACAAGGAUCCGCUCGCGUGCCCAACGCGAUGACGUCUCUAAUAAUUCCGAGGUGAGGAACCAGCUGGGAUGGCAUUUUCCAUGACUCCACUAGCCGACUGCAGCUGUCAGUCCUGAUCCUCGCGUGAGGCCACAGGGCUUGCUAUUUCCUCAGAGAGAGAGAGAGAGAGAGGCGGUGAACCGAGGACGAAGGGUCUGCUCGUCUAUUUUUUUCCUGCGGCGCAACUCUUUCUUUCCCUCUCUCUCGUCUCUCGUAGUUGUCUUCCGCAGUUCCUGUCCUGCACUCUCCUUCCUGUCUCUAUCUUUUCUCCGAGUGUUCUUGUACUUACGAGGCAAAGGGACUGAAGGUUGACAUCAUCGGUGGCGUUUUCAUGUGGAUUUGUUUCUCAAAGGGUGUCUCACAGAGCCCAUUGGCAUUCUGUCCACCUCCAUGUUGGAGUGAACUUCUUUAGAACCCCAUGGGAGACCCUGUGGGAAGACGGAGGUGGACAUCCUGCCAACUGGGUUCUGUCGGUUUCUCUUUGCGGAAUCCAUGUGAUGAUAGUUUCUCCCUCCGCUGGUCGUCUUCUUCAAUCUGCCCUUGCUGCGUUGUCCCUUCACGGCACCCUUUUCAGGUAUUCAAUCCCAUCAGGUUAUCCCCUCGUCUCCUUGUCGAUUGUUCGUGGCUAAAUAAAUCUCUACUGGAUCUUCUUCCCCUUCCUGGUCUGUCCUUCAGGUCGUUUGCGGGAUUCCAAGGACACUCAGCCGCUGGGCCCCAACCUCGUCUCCUUGAGUUGUUGUGCUGUGAUCUUUGUGCCCCAACCUUCUUUGUAUGCUUCAGUCUUUCGCCUGCGUUGUUGCACCGGCCAGGGGCUCACGCUGUUUCUUUCUUCAUUUCCAGAAAGAUUUCCCCGAGCGACGAGGGAAAGAAGUCGCGGUUGUAGAUAUGGUUCAGACGCCGGGUGAGCUCUUUCCAAGCAUCUAGUUCUUCUCUUCUCUCUCCUCUUCCUCCGGCAGACUGAUACGAAGAAAUUCGAACACGAACUUUGUUCGUGUUUAUGCAGAACGCAUGCUCAUGUAGGUUUGCUGAAACCUGUCGUCACCCUGAUGCUGUCGGGGCUCCGCCUCCAUUGCUCCCCGGUAGUUCGAUGAGAUGAACAGGCUUUCUGGGUCCGUCCGGCAUGCACGUUCCUUGGAAGCUCGCGAUCCCUGGUAUCCAUCUCUGCAAUACCUAGGGUUAGGGUUCGUUCUUUUCCCCUGCCAGUGUACCUCGCCACUGUAUGCAAUUCUCAAGUUGAAGGUCGGGCGAUCGCGCCGGUAAGCAGGAGAGAAGAUCCCGUGCGCCGCCUGCGAUUCUCCCCCCCCAGCGUGAAGCGCGCGGUAGACGGCCUCGUACGAGAGGAAGCUGGAAACGUCGCUCACUUCAUCUGCCCGCAUACAAAAUUUCCUCAGCAGGCAGAAUUUUGGAGUCCCCCACCUACCGAUCCUUCCCUCUUUCCAAGAUCCUGUCCAAGAUCUAUCUUGCUUGAUUCUUCUAGGAUGCAGGAAUCUUCCGCAGAAGAUCUCCCAAACGGGAAAGGUCCACACUGAAAGCGUUUGCAUCAGCUUCGACGUGAGCUAAAUUUUCAGAGACCGUUUUAGUCAAGAAUGAAAUAAAAUUUCAUCGAUUUUGGUCAAUGUCUACGCGAUACCCAUCUGAUGGUCAACGCAAGCUUAAGGAGGUUUGUACUAGGGGCUAAUGGAAGAUGGUUGAGCCAGCUGGCUCGUCACUCGUCUUGCCAUAAAUGACUUGACAAAAUGCAAGGAUUUGAUUAAAGUGAUCUAGCAAAGGGCCCCCCGGUGCAAGUGUCAGGGCCUCUUUCUCAGGUCCUUUCUUACAUAAAAGGCCUUCUCCGGCCAGUGCACCCGCCGGUCAACGGCGUCCUCAGUCUCGCUCAGGGGCGGCGCCGCCCCUCGAGUCCUUGCCGGCGGCGCUCAGGUUACCUGUGUACGACGCCCAGAGCCGCUCCACGUCGGCCGGCACCAGCAACCUUCCGGGCUUCCCCUCCGGCUCGCCCUGGAGGCAGCCGUCUUUGCGCCGCGACAGCUCCGUGCCGGGGCUACCGGUGACAGGCGUGGAAGAGCAGAAGGCGGGCGUGGCGAACGGCGAGGUGCACGGGGUGUCCUGCCCUGAGAAGGGACUGGGCGAUAUCUUCUUCUGGAUGGGGAGUCCUCCGAAGCAACCCCCCGCCACGUUGAACAGCGGCGGCGGCGCCGUCUCUGCCGCCGAGCAUCUCUUCGUUGCGUCGUCCACGUAGAUCACGUCGUCGAUUCUCGCGAUGAUGUUGAAGGCCAGGCUCUCCAUUACCCUCGAGUAACUCUCCAGGAUCGACUGCCCCACGUCCUGCGAGACCACGCUCCACCCAUUAUAUAGGCAACUCCACGACGACUAACUUGCCUUGUUGUAUUGAAGCGAUCGAUCCUCUUCUUUACCUUGUUGUAUUGAAUCUUGUUCAUGUCGAGAACGGUCUGGGGGAGGGCGGGGUGUCGUAGUCUCAGCCUCUGCAGGAGGCCCUCGGCGCGCUCCGCAAGGCAUUGGUUCUUCUCUGUGUCGCUCACGAGGCCCUUGAUCUUCCCGCUCCAUGAUUUCUUGGCCUUCCCGUUGUGGGCGUGGUGCCUCUUCCAGUCCUUCUGGCCCCAGACGUGUAUGGCUGUCUCGAUCCUGUUCGCAAUCUCCACCGCGUGGUGCUCCGAUGAUAGGUCCAAGCAGUCCAGCAGGCAUUCUGGAGAAAACUGCUCCGCCGUGAUGUACCGGUAGAUGAUCUCGCCCAAGCAGGAUUUGCCGGUCUGCCACGAGAGAGAACAAUGAGAUUUUACGACUAAAUUUUCGAUUCAUGCAUACAUAUAUAUAUAUAUAUAUAUAGAGAGAGAGAGAGCAGAUUUGCACAAACACUAGAAUAAAGCCCGCAGAGAUCAGUAGAAAAGGAAAAUACUUGGAAAAAUGAAGAAGAGACCAGGCAACAACGACGCAGCAUUGUAGAAGGUUUAUAUGAGUUCAUGAAACGGGAUUCAGUUCUAGGAUAUCUAACACAGGGAGCUAAGAGCAUUUUUCAUAGUGAAGUUGAAUCUCACAUAGGUUAGAAAACCUGAGAACACUUUUGCGGCGCAUCUAUCAGUCGAAUCUUAGUUAAGAAGAGCAGCCGCAAGUUAUUUCGUGAGAUCAGUACUCAAUAGGAUAUCAAAAUUCGGGAAGCAUUUAUAAUUUACUAAAAUCAAUAUAAAACCAGGCAACAGAACAUAUGAAACAAUUCUCAACAAAAUAAAGCAACUGGAAUAAAAAAGAUAACAUUUCCCAUCGCUUGUCGAGUAUCAAAGUCUUCAAGUGAAAUAGCCAAGAACGACGAUCAGAGUCCAAAACCUUGCAUGCAUCCUCCAAGGAUGCAUGAUUAGAAAGGGGCCGUGGGAAUGACAAUAGGAGCGAUUGUGGGUUGGGAUCCGCAUUUAUAAAUGGAUAAUUAUUGUUCUCCUUUCGCUGCCCAACGGUGAAAUGGAGGAUGGCAGGACAUGAAUGUUUACAAGUAGCUCUUUAAACAACUUUUGACUCUGGAUCGCGUUUUAUACUUGAACAGUGAGCCAGGAAAAAUAAAAAAGAGAAAAAAAUCAGAAGGAAAGUUUGAGAAUCACUGCAACCAUCCAAAUGAAAUGUAUACAGUCAAGUUCUUUAAAAGCUCCAAGAAAUCGGCUUCAUUGCCCAUUUCUACAUUCCAAGCCAAGGUAUCUAGUAGAUCAAAGCGGUCACCCACCACAGUUCGCAAUGACUCGUGAAGAACUCCUAUAUUCAUAGAAAGAUAAUUGAAUAACCUAUGCAUUCUAAAAACUCUCACUUGGCAACAUCGGUUUCUUCACUCUGUUCCAAAAACAUACAUUGAUGAGCAUCUCAUACUUUUGGCAGCCAAUGAUAGAAAUUAAAAUAUCUUCUGUCGCUGAUUCAUAAAACAGUUGCCGCCAAGAGAAAUUAUAACACAGAAUAUGAACCUUCCCCAUUGAAAGAAUACGAAUCUGCUCACCGUUGUCCUCCUUCCCACACAAGCUUUUCAAAGGAACGCAUACCGACCGGCCAAAAAGCUUACAACCUCAUUGUAGGUAACAGCGACAUCUUCCAUGCAUUAAGAUUGUCUGACAUGGCCGUUGCACAGAUGAUCGAAUUCCUCGGGUGAAUUAAUAGUAUGAUGCAUACAUGAUAACUCAACAGAGUGUGGCAACAGAUUACCCAGAGCUUUGCAUGACUCGAUUUAGGGAAAACCUAUGACCGCCCUUUAAAUAGAACAUCUCUCUCUGGCAAACAAGGAAGGUACAGAAAAGUGUGGAGCAUGUCUUGCAGAAACCAAUUGGGCUUCGAUUGAGUUUAAACUCACCCAAAAUAACCUCGAGAAAUGAUGACAUUUUUAGCUUCUUCUACAGAAACGUUUUCCGCAGCUUCCUGGACAAACUCUAAGUUACCAAAGAAGCAUACAUAUCAUUAAAUAGAACCGUAAAACACACAAACUAUGUUCAACAUGCGAAAUUGAUGAAUAAGGAACACAACAUAAUCCUAGAAUUCUAAGACGAUUGCCUUAAGGGAAUUUUUUGACAAAUUCUACCAACAGGGUUUGUGACCAAGUGUGCUGACAGCUUGCCUUUCAGAAAAUGAAGAUCAGCAAGGAUUUACGUUUGAAAGAUUUUAGGUGACUUUCUUAAUUUCCCCAGAAAUUCCUGGUUUUCGUACUAGCAUUCAAUCAAGGCACAGUAGCUUGUAGUUCAGGAAGCAAGGCUGGUCACAUUUAGAUUCGUCAUAAUAAGAAGAAAACCGUUCUAUCAAAAGAUAAAAUGCAGAUCCCUAAGAAAAAAAGCGACUAAUGGCAGGUGAGAAACCAAAAAUAUCACUAAGCACACUCUCAUGCCGAGUUUUCGAGAGGCAAAUAAAAAGCCCCAGGAAGGGACAGACAGUAAUAAUUUGCCAAAUUUUCUACCAUUCUAAAAGUUAAUGAAAUCGGGCACAACAGCAAUAACUGCAAUCUAAUAAUCUAUGCCCUUAGGAAACCGCCAUAAAACCAACCGAAUAAGGUGCAGGGGCUGAUACGUCACAAUUUUAUUGAAUAAUAAUUUCAUUUUUCCGCGGAGAAAACCACAAUUGUGAAUACAAAUAUAAUUACUACUCACUGACGAUCGAAUAAUCUAUCUAAAAUCAGAAAAAAGGCCUAGGACCACAAACAUUACCGUUUCUACCUUAUAAAGCAUAAACUUCAUCAUAAAAUUUGCACCAAAGCUAAACCUAGAUAUGAAUGACACUCAAUACAGCAUAGCGUCAAAUUAACAGGAACAUAACCAGAUACCAAUUACACAACUCAGAAGCACCAAAAUCAAAACAGGCUCGACAACAUUCAGCUUGAACAUUACCUUGGGCAAAGUUUCCAAGUAUACAUCAGGGAUCUCCAUCUCAGCAAGUACCCCACUAUUAAUUGCCAUAGCUGCCUUGAGAAUCUGGUUGGCACAAUCUCUACAUUGUUGCAAUCGUUUCCUGGAAUCCUCUGAUAGCCCAGUUGGCGGAACCCUGGGGCAUGGAAGCCACCAUUUCUCUUCCUGCCUGGGUGAUAGCCUCUCAAAGGAGGAUAAUGGAUAUGCAGUGUUCUUACCAUCAUUAGCAUCAGCAACUAAAAUCUCCCUGUCAACAUACGAGAAAUCCUUGUCGCAGAAACCGUCCAGUAUACUAAGGAGCAUAGUAUCAAGUUUUUUAAGAGCUGGAAGAUUCAUGUAUAGGUCAGAGCGGGGACAAGGGACCAUCACUUCAAAGGUUCCUCCACCAGGGAACUCCUGAAAAGAAGGAAUCAGCUCCACGAUAUAGUCACACACGCUCAGCAGCCAGCCCAUCUCUCUCUGCCACAUUGUCUUCUUCUGCGGCGCUAG